GCUUCGGUGUGCGCAUGCGCAUUGCAGACCGGAAAGAAAAACACGGAAGACACAGCACCUCGCUGUAAUCUCUUUUCCAAACAACUUUUAGGAAAUACUAACGGUCGUACAUCAUAUCUGGUGUACUAUUUUACUUGUUCUUUGGAACUGACAGCUUGUGAGUGAUAAUGGAGUCGAUAAUGUUUCUGUAGCCGAGCUGCUUCUGCCUCAUUGAAACACUGAAAACAAACUGUUAGCAAGCUCCUGAGCAGCUGAAGACGAUGCCUGCUCGUAACACUGUGAACGGUGACAGCGAAGUGAGGUACUCCAGGUUGGCCAGUGAUGAUGACGGCUACAUUGAUUUACAGUUCAAAAGGACCCCACCCAAAGUCCCAUACAAAGCCAUAGCACUAGCCACAGUCCUUUUCUUAAUCGGCUCUCUGUUAAUCAUCAUUGGCUCCCUUCUACUGGCUGGAUACUUUGGAGUCACUCACUCAGACCGAACUGUGCCUGUCCUUAUCAUUGGGAUCCUUGUCUUCCUGCCUGGAAUUUACCACCUACGAAUAGCUUAUUAUGCAUCAAAGGGCUACCGGGGCUACUCCUAUGAUGAUAUCCCGGACUUUGAUGACUGACAAACACCACAGUUUCAUCUUCGUCUUCCUGUACUCGCAUAUACUCUUAAUAUUCGGCUUGUGAUAAUUUAAAUGCACUGAUAUUUUGAUAGACAAUAAGCUCAAAUAGAUUCUGUAAAUGACCUUAAUCUAAAUGAUUUUGAUGUUAUUGUCAUUGGGUUAUAUGCCGUGGUAGUUAAUGCCAGCCUGCUGUUAUGAAGCCAAAUCAGUAUCAGACAUUGUUUGUAUAUUUCUUCUGUUAGCUUGAUAAAUGAAUAAAACUGUAAUUUAA
This is a messenger RNA of Cottoperca gobio, 882 nucleotides long. It is a transcript of the gene tmem230b, whose product is annotated as transmembrane protein 230b. Gene Ontology annotation, biological process: synaptic vesicle transport. NCBI's taxonomy places the organism in Eukaryota, Metazoa, Chordata, Actinopteri, Perciformes, Bovichtidae. Gene Ontology annotation, cellular component: synaptic vesicle; endomembrane system. The record is from RefSeq and is a predicted model, not a curated record. Bases 261 to 611 code for a protein of 116 amino acids. The transcript has 3 exons.